CCCGGAAGUUGAAACUGUAGGUGCCCCAAACACUGCGAGCGUGCUAGGAGCGAAACAUUCAGGAUGUCCGAUCAAGAUCAGGGUGACCAUAGUCAAGAGACAUCGGGACCUGGAGAUGGUGGCACCGCCAGUGCCAGCGACUCGUCAAGUGAAUACAUCAAACUAAAAGUUGUAGGCCAGGACAGCACAGAAAUACAUUUCCGAGUGAAGAUGAGUACACCAAUGUUGAAAUUGAAGAAGUCUUACAGUGAAAGAAUGGGUUUACAGUUGACAUCAUUGAGGUUUUUGUUUGACGGCCGGAGAAUCAAUGAUAGUGAAACACCGAAACAGCUGGAGAUGGAGAAUGACGAUUCUAUCGAGGUGUACCAGGAACAGACUGGAGGCCACUGAUCUCACGUCCGACACCUCCCAGGGACACCAGGUGGCCACUCAUCGAGACAUGGAGUCUCCAAUUUGGACAUUUUCAAAGCUCAACUGGUUUAUGAAGCUAGAGCGGAACCAAGCCUUCAAGUCCAGAGCAGAUUUGUUAAUUUAAUCUUCAUAGUUUGCCAAUGUCAGAAUCAUCUGAUCAGUUUGUGUCCAAUUUAGGCCAUUUUAGUUCGCCUAUGUUUCUGUUUUCAUGUGGUUCAUUUCAUUGAAUCCUGGGUUUUAGAGGCAAGUAAGGCCAUCUCUGUUGCCAUGGUUACAGUGCACGAAACUGAACCAGCCAAUCAGCUUGUCAGCUUGAUGACCUCUUAAAUAUGACUUUUAUUCCAUUAUUUGUUUUAUACUACUCAAGACAAGUUAAGAACACCCACAAGUGGAAGGCUGUGUUGGAAUACCCACCAGCCAUGACACACUAACUGUAGUCAUAUGAAAAAGAAUUGGGUGUUCUUUGCCUUUUUUUAGUUGUAUAUAUAGUUUGUCUGUAGAGGCUUGGUGUACUGACAACUUUCAAACACUACAACGGGCAAAUGGAAACUGAUCAUGCCCUGCAUAUAGCAGUUACAAAUGUUUUUGGUUGACUUUGUAAGAUGUCAAGGUGAGGGUUACACUAGUUUUCAGCAUUUUAUCUUUGGCUC
Messenger RNA from Haliotis rufescens (red abalone), 1061 nucleotides. RefSeq names its product small ubiquitin-related modifier-like. NCBI's taxonomy places the organism in Eukaryota, Metazoa, Mollusca, Gastropoda, Lepetellida, Haliotidae. The record is from RefSeq and is a predicted model, not a curated record. Gene Ontology annotation, cellular component: nucleus; PML body. Gene Ontology annotation, molecular function: protein tag activity; ubiquitin-like protein ligase binding. Gene Ontology annotation, biological process: protein sumoylation. The coding region runs from base 64 to 390 and encodes 108 amino acids. The transcript has 5 exons.